Molecule: messenger RNA, 1309 nt
Organism: Ailuropoda melanoleuca (giant panda)
Lineage: Eukaryota; Metazoa; Chordata; Mammalia; Carnivora; Ursidae
Gene: MRPL53
Product: mitochondrial ribosomal protein L53
Exons: 3
Coding region: 45-383 (112 amino acids)
Cellular component (GO): mitochondrial large ribosomal subunit
Source: RefSeq, a predicted model, not a curated record
AGGACACUUCCGGCCGCACGAGACCUUCCGGGGCGGAGGUCACCAUGGCGGCGUCCUUGGCUCGGCUCGGCCUACGGUCUGUGAAGCAGGUUCGGGUUCAAUUCUGCCCCUUCGAGAAGAAUGUGGAGUCAACGAGGACCUUCCUCCAAGCGGUGAGCAGCGAGAAGGUCCGUUCCACCAACCUCAAUUGCUCGGUGAUUGCGGACGUGAGGCACGACGGCUCCGAGCCCUGCGUGGACGUACUGUUCGGAGACGGGCAUCGCCUGAUUAUGCGUGGCGCUCACCUCACCGCCCAGGAAAUGCUCAUAGCCUUUGCCUCGCACAUCCAGGCCAGGGCUACUGCGGGGAGCGGGGACAAGCCCGGCGCUGGUAGCGGGCGCUGACAGCGCAGAAGAGCCUAACAAGCAGAUUUUAGCUUGGGAUUGCUAGGAUACCUACCUGAGAAGAGCUUGAGAGACUUCAUCACUCGAAUCACCAUCUGGGGGGACACGGAGCGCCAAAAAAAAAAAAAAGAGAGAGGGCCCUCUGAUUACUGAUGCAACCAAUGUUUCUGGAAGGAGACACGAUCAGAUAGAGGUCUGGACAAACUUGAGUUUAUUUUACUUUCUUACCAUCGUCUUGUGCUUAACCCUUUUGAAUUUGGCUUCUCCCAUCACUCACUCAAGGUACUUCUAAUUCGUAUCAGGCAAAUCCAGUGCUGUUUUUCUCGGUCCUCGUCUUUCCAUCUCAGUAGCAUCUGCCACUUUUAAUUCACUCCCUUGUGGAACUUGUUUUCCUUUGGGUCUUUUUCCUUUUAAUCAUAAAAGUGUAGUACUCUCACCCUUCAUUUUCUUCUCUUUUUCUGGGUUAUUUUAUUCUCUGUCAUAACUUGAACUACCCUCUCAGGUUAAACCCUACAUUUUUGUUUGGCUCUAAUCUCAACUGCUGUGCUAUAGUCAGGUUACAUACUACCGAUUUCCUCCAAAUUCCACACCACUCGUUGUCCAAAAUAGAAUUGACAAUCUUACAUACAUAUAUACUUGCCUCUUCCCCUAAAUUUCCCAUUCCUUUUAAAGGCACUUCAUCUUCUCUGCCACUGGGGCUGGAAACCGCAGCGUUAUCUCUGGUUCUGCCUUCUCCCUUUCCUUGUCUAUCCAGUCAGUAAGUUCAGAAUAUUCUGUCUGAAACAGAAGCUUCUGAAAUGUUUUCUCCAUUCCCAUUCACUUAACUGUAUCAUUGUAUUCUCCCACCCAGUCUCCUUUUUUCUGAUCAUUUUUGCUGCUGCUUAACUUUAUCUUUCAAAGUACAUCACUGUUUUUAUGUCCUGUUA